Messenger RNA from Varanus komodoensis (Komodo dragon), 5974 nucleotides. It is a transcript of the gene ABCG1, whose product is annotated as ATP binding cassette subfamily G member 1. Gene Ontology annotation, molecular function: ATP binding; ABC-type sterol transporter activity; ATP hydrolysis activity. Gene Ontology annotation, biological process: transmembrane transport; cholesterol homeostasis. Gene Ontology annotation, cellular component: plasma membrane. The transcript has 15 exons. The record is from RefSeq and is a predicted model, not a curated record. Bases 82 to 2082 code for a protein of 666 amino acids. Lineage: Eukaryota; Metazoa; Chordata; Lepidosauria; Squamata; Varanidae.
CUCGCCGGUGGUUCAUUUCCUUUCUGAUUUCCCCCGCUCUGCCCACCUCUUCUGCUGUUUCGAUUGCAGCCUCGCGGGCACAUGGCAUGUCUGAUGGCAGCUUUCUCAGUGGGCGCCGCUUUGAAUGCCAGCAAUUCUGCAUUUGCUAUGUCUGAGGCAAAGUCAGUAUGCGUUUCAGUGGAUGAGGUGCUCGCCAAUGGCACAGACACACAGGAUGUGCAUUUGCUCAGUUGCCAUUUAAAAAAGGUGGACAAUGCUUUUACGGAGGCCCAUCGCUUCUCCUACCUUCCCCGGAGACCAGCUGUGAACAUUGAAUUUAAAGAACUCUCCUACUCUGUCCAGGAAGGACCAUGGUGGAGGAAGAAGGGAUUCAAGACCCUGUUGAAAGGAAUUUCAGGAAAGUUCAGCAGUGGAGAACUUGUGGCAAUUAUGGGUCCAUCUGGAGCUGGGAAGUCAACACUCAUGAACCUUCUAGCAGGUUAUAGAGAGACUGGGAUGAAGGGAGAGAUUCUCAUAAAUGGACAACCACGUGACCUGCGCUCUUUCCGCAAAGUGUCCUGUUACAUUAUGCAAGAUGACAUGCUGCUUCCGCACCUUACUGUCCAAGAAGCCAUGAUGGUUUCUGCUCACCUGAAACUGCAAGAAAAGGAUGAAGGCAGGAGAGAAAUGGUAAAAGAGAUCUUGACAGCUCUAGGCUUGCUGCCCUGUGCCAAUACCCGAACUGGAAGUCUUUCGGGAGGGCAGAGGAAGCGUCUUGCUAUUGCUUUGGAGCUGGUGAACAACCCUCCAGUUAUGUUUUUUGAUGAGCCUACCAGUGGCCUGGACAGUGCAUCUUGCUUUCAAGUUGUAUCUCUGAUGAAAGCUUUAGCACAGGGUGGCCGGUCCAUCAUCUGUACAAUACAUCAGCCCAGUGCCAAACUCUUUGAGCUCUUUGACCAGCUCUAUGUCCUGAGCCAAGGGCAGUGCAUUUAUCGUGGCAAAGUGUUAAACUUGGUCCCCUACUUGAGAGAUUUGGGUUUAAAUUGUCCAACAUACCACAAUCCAGCAGAUUUUGUGAUGGAGGUGGCCUCUGGUGAAUACGGAGACCAGAACAGUCGGCUAGUGAGAGCAGUCCAAGAAGGAAUGUGUGAUGCAAGUUACAAGAGAGACUCUGGAGGAGAAAGUGAACCUAACCCUUUCCUAUGGCACAAACCAUCUGAGGAGGAUUCUUCUUCCAUGGAAGGCUGUCAUAGUUUCUCAGCCAGCUGCGUUACUCAGUUUUGCAUUCUGUUUAAAAGAACUUUUCUCACCAUAAUGAGGGAUUCGGUCCUCACACAUCUACGGAUCACAUCACAUAUUGGAAUUGGUCUACUCAUAGGAUUGCUGUACUUGGGGAUUGGAAAUGAAGCAAAGAAGGUCCUGAGCAACUCUGGCUUCCUCUUCUUUUCCAUGUUGUUUCUCAUGUUUGCUGCUCUCAUGCCAACAGUUCUCACAUUUCCUCUGGAAAUGGGUGUAUUUCUUAGAGAGCAUCUGAAUUACUGGUACAGUCUGAAGGCCUACUACUUGGCCAAAACGAUGGCUGAUGUCCCUUUUCAGAUCAUGUUUCCUGUGGCUUACUGCAGCAUUGUAUACUGGAUGACCGCACAACCCUCUGACGCACUACGAUUUGUCCUGUUUGCGGCUCUGGGAACGAUGACCUCACUUGUGGCUCAGUCACUGGGACUUCUGAUCGGGGCAGCAUCCACCUCGCUCCAGGUGGCAACGUUUGUAGGUCCUGUUACGGCCAUACCAGUUCUCCUCUUCUCAGGAUUCUUUGUCAGCUUUGAUACCAUUCCAACGUACCUCCAGUGGAUGUCCUACAUCUCUUAUGUCAGAUAUGGAUUUGAAGGAGUUAUUCUUUCCAUCUAUGGUUUGGAUCGAGAAGAUCUUCACUGCGACAAAGAUGAUACUUGCCAUUUUCAAAAAUCAGAAGCUAUCCUCAAAGAGUUGGAUGUAGAAAAUGCUAAACUUUACUUAGAUUUUAUUGUGCUUGGAAUUUUCUUCAUCUCCUUACGCCUCGUUGCCUACUUUGUUCUUAGAUACAAAAUUCGAGCAGAGAGGUAGAGAGAUACCAAAUGCAAGAACAAGUGGUUGUGGACUGUCACUAUUUUCCGGAUUGUGGCAGACAAGUUUCCAGUGUCCAGUUGCAAAUGAUGUUGUGAUCUAACCCCUAGAGAACCAUGUCAUGCUGGAUUAGUGGAUGCAUACUUACAGUAACAAGUCCAGUUGGGUUUGGUCAUAUUUCUGUUAUACUUCCUAGCUUAUCUAGGAAGGAAAACAUGAAGGAAAUCUUGUGCAAGAUCUGGAGGAAAACGAUACUAAUCUUGAGAAACAUUUUCUCAUAGAAAGUGUGUUUCUUGUAAGGAGAAUUCUAGUCCUGGCAACAAGAUAGACAAUGGCUGGUGAUCUUUCAUCUGCAUUCUGUCCUCUACCACGUGGAAAUGUGAGGAACGUAGGCUGAUCUUUCCUGUUCCAUCUUAUCCAUCACUCACAAGAAAUUCCCUGUGAAAGCUGAUGUCUACAAAUUCUUCAUACCUUCAGAAAAUAUCUCUCUUUAAAAUGAAUGGAAACAUUUUUAUAGGAUAUAAGUAAUAUGAUAUGAUGUUCUCCUUUACAUACAGGGUUUUAGAUCUUCAUUCUCCUGAGCUGGUCUCAUAUGCCAAAAUCAUGGUUUUAGAGUAACAUGAAAAAUUCUAAGUGAAUGUUUUAGAAAUAUUCUUGAGUGCAACGACCUGUAACCUGGCCACAGAGUACUCUUUUUUAGCAUUUACUUUUGUAAUAUCCUUUCAAUCCAAUUUUCUCACUGUAUUUGAAAUAUCCAUUCUUCAUAUUAACUACCUCCCAUGGUAAUGGAAACUAAGAAUUCUACUGCUGGUGAUUUGUGCAGUCAUAAUGAAAUAGAAUCAAGAGUUUCUUUGGAUGUUUUAAAAUAUUUUAAUAAGGUACAACAGGACAGAAGUCAGGACUGGCACUGCCAGUGGUUCAGGUUCAUGAAUGCUUAGAUUAUAGUAAAAAGUUUCUGUGAUGCAUAUAUGGAUCUCCUAGUUAUAAGUUCAGCAUGCAGAACUCAAACUAUCAGCUCUGUUUUCCACCAGCCCUAACAUAUAUUUCAUAAAACUGGUUUGAUCCAUACUCCCAUCGUAGUUGGGUGCUGAACUAGGUGGCAAACUUGCCUAGUUUCACAAUUUUCAACCACUAUGCAAGCCAAAACUGAAGAUAUCCUUCAAAUUUGCAUAUCUCCCAAAUUUUCCAAUGUAGUUCUACAGUCAAAAGUGUAUAAAAGAAUGUGCAUAUCAGGGAAAUAGUACUAAAUAAGGUAAUGCUAAAUAAUUUCCUAAAUUAUUUUUGCAAAAUUGCCAGCAAAAAUGUGUGUGUUAGAUAAAAAUGCAUGUGCUUAGAGAAAUGUACACAAAAUGCUUAUGAAUGUUCCUGCAGCCUUUUAAAAAACAACAGCUCAACAUGCAGGAAAACUGGAUUUAAGAUUGGGGAAAAUAGGAAAUGUGGAGAACCUGAAAUGGUCCGAUUUGGCCAUACUCCCUCUGUGCUGGACUGUACAAAUUGGUCUAUGGCCAUUUUUGUCACCAGUUUAUCAUUGUAUUUUCCCUCCAUGUUAAGCUGGAAUCUUAAAAACUAUGUUGGAUGACUGGAAACAUAAUUUAAGCAAAAGCAAACUAUUUCCAUUAUUAUUGGCAGGAUUAUGUUUAUGAUUCGGGCUUUACAAUAGGAACCCUAUCUGGAAAACUAACAUGGCAGGAAACAACUUCAGCACUCUAGGUCUAGAAGAGAUGGAAAAGUCCUGUCUACCUCAGUCCAAUUAUUCAACUUGGGACACCAAAUUAUACCGGCUUUACAAAAGAAUCAGAUAAGGUUGCCUUCAGGCCUGGAAUGCUUUUGUUUCAGCAGCCCAGAAACCCAGAGAAUGGGUUAUUCAAAGAAAUUGGAUCACCAUGUGGUUGAAGCUGAAACACAUGCCCUUUGGUGUAAGCAACCCAGCAUUGAACAGACUAUUUUAAGCAGAGAGAUCUCUGCUCAACUCAAGCUGCUCCUUUUCUAAGUUCUAAGACUGAAGGUGAGUCACAGUCUCCCAGAGAGACCAAUGUUAUAUUUAAAUGUACUUUAAGUUUGGAUGGCGCUGUGAAAUCCUUCAGACUGCCAGAGAUAAUUAAAUGUUACUUCCUUUUUUAUGUAUCACAGGACUCAAAUCUACACCAUGAACUAGCAACCCAUAGGCUGGUCCUUAAGACCUAAAUCUAAAAUUAAUGGUGGUUUGCUGUGACAGUGACUGCUUUGUGUCGAUGUGUUCUGGGCACAGUUUAAAUUACUGAACAUUUUCUUAUCAAGUUGAGGUCAAUGUCUCUGAUGCAUUCUCAUAAGUAAGGAUAAGUAAUACGUUACAAUUUUAGAGGCUCAUUAAAUUAAGUGGAAUCCUAGCAAUUGCUGGGCAUUUAAUCAUAAUGCAGUGUAUUGAUCAUUAUGCAUAUACUUCCCAUUCGUUUACAGCAUCUCAUAAAUGUACCAGAUUAUUAAUGGAGCUAGAAGAGCUGUUUGCAUUAUAUAUAAGCAAAUAUAAUGUUUAACCCAAAAUAACAAUCCAUAGUGUUUUAUUUUGGUGCCUUCUUGUACCAGGAAGCUUAUACCUUUUGGCAUAAUUCAGUGCUGGUUUUGAACACAGUGAUCAUGCUAAAUUGGAAAGCUAUGUGUGAAAUUCUUAUCCCGCCCUUAGAAAUUGGUCUGGUGAGAAACAGAGUUGGUACAAAACAGUGUGUUGGUGGAAGGCAAAAUAGAAAUGUAGAUUCCCUUCCAGAAUGUGUUUACACUUUAGGAAACAAUCAUAUGUGCGAUUAGACUGAAACAAAGUCCUACAACUCCCAGCAUUCCCUGGACAGGCAUGCUAACUGGAGGAGGCUGGGAGUUGUGGGACUUUUUUUCUUGUCUAAACUUUCAUGGGAUUGCAUCCUUACUGUUCAAAGCUGGCAACAGGAUGUUCUAGUCCCUCUUUAUGUCAUUCUUUUUAAUUAUGCUCAUAUGGGACCAUGGAUCAUUUCUCAGUGGAGGAAGGUGCCAGGGAGUUGUCUGUAUAUUUAAGUAGAUACCAUUUAUCAUAAUAUCUCAAAUCUUCUCAUGGAUAACACCUUCUGUGUAUUGCCAUGAAGAAGCAAAGGGCUAAAGAUGAAUCACACGGGAGAUAAUUUUAAAGUAGUAUCUUGAGUAUUGGAAUAGUUAUAAUUUUUUCAAGCAUGUAAAUAAAAAGGAUAUAUAAGGCAUAAUGCCACUGAUACUGCUGCUCCAUUUCUUCCAUUGAUUUCAAUGGAAUUGUGUAGGAUUCCAUCCAAAUUAGAAAGAUAGGAGAACGUGCAGUAGCAAUGCAUAACAGUUUAUGUCCCUGCUUUGGAAACAUUGUGAUGUUCUACAGUGACAAAGCAUGCAUUCAACUUGCAAUUCAAUGGUAUUAACAAAAGGAGAAUGGCAUUAGUUUUUUUGUCCUGCUUGAUCAGCUUUAGGAAUGUUUCACCUCAGCCUGGAAUUGCUAUACUGUCACUUGUGCCUCUAUAUUUGUGUUCAUCAAUCAAUUUUGUCCCAUUUGUUUCUCUAAUAGCAUAAUCUCAUGUACAGUAUAGUAUUGUUCUAUUUUAGAAUUCCCAAGAUACUGUCUAACAUGGCAUACUCGUCAUCACUUCAAGGCUAUUGGUGGAACCCUAUAGCUAAGCAUUUACUGUAGAAUUAUGCUAACAAUCGUAAAGAAUAUUUUUGGACAAUAGUAUCCCCAUAAAAAGAACCCACGGGUUCAACAAAGGUUUUUUGUUUGUUUUUUGUAAAGGCAAAAUGUAAUGACUUCCUAUUAAGGUUGUCUCUCCUGAGUUCUUUUUAGGUUCACAUAAAAUAGUGCAUCCAAUCUUUUCAGGGUUUGUAGCUACAAAAAUUAAUAAAAAGGAAAGCAUUGCCUUGUUCUAUUAUA